GAAAUGCAUUCGACGCAAAUGGAAAACGAAAAACAACGCCCUGGUUAUUGCCAAAAGGCAUUCAAACGUAACAAAACGUUAAUAUUAAAUAUUAACUAAAUCCAAAAUACCUAUUUUCAAACAGACUCAAGUUGUGUGACUGAAAAAUAUUUUUUCAGGCAAGUGAGAGGUCUUUCUUUUUAAACAUGUUCUUCCGGCUGUGUAAUAACUUCCGGUUUUCUACAUGAACACAGUAAUAUGUAAACAACAGUUUUUAACAUGCAUUGACGGAGCCGACUGUACUGUUAGCCAUCCCGAAACUGAAGGCGGAGUCUUUUAAAACCCAAACUAUGGCCGGAGUUAUCCGCAGGCUCGACGAGACGGUUGUUAACCGAAUAGCGGCUGGAGAAGUUAUUCAACGACCUGCUAACGCCGUCAAAGAAAUGAUUGAAAACUGUCUGGAUGCAAAAUCUACCAACAUCCAGGUGACCGUAAAGGACGGCGGACUAAAGCUGCUCCAGAUUCAGGACAACGGCACCGGUAUCAGGAAAGAAGAUAUGACAAUAGUUUGUGAGCGAUUUACCACAAGCAAGCUGCAGACAUUUGAGGACCUCUCUGCCAUUGCAACAUACGGAUUUAGAGGAGAGGCUCUGGCCAGUAUAAGCCAUGUUGCCCAUGUGACUAUAACAACAAAAACCGCUGAUGCCAAAUGUGCCUACAGGGCCAGCUAUAGUGACGGUAAACUAAAAGGUCCUCCAAAACCCUGUGCUGGAAACCAGGGAACACAAAUACUUGUGGAGGAUCUCUUCUAUAAUGUGUCCACCAGAAGGAAAGCUUUAAAAAGUCCCAGUGAUGAGCACUCCAGGAUUGUAGAGGUGGUUAGCAGGUACGCCAUACACAAUUCAGGAAAGAGCUUUUCUGUCAAAAAGCAAGGAGAGACAGUCGCAGACGUGAGGACUUUACCCAAUGCGUCUGUGGUGGAUAAUAUUCGAGGAGUUUUUGGCAAUGCAGUCAGCAGGGAGCUGAUUGAAGUUUCCUGCGAGGACCAGAAGCUAGCUUACAAGAUGAAGGGCUACAUCUCCAAUGCAAACUACUCUGUCAAGAAAUGCAUCAUGGUCCUCUUCAUCAAUCCUUGCCAUUCUUCAGACCGUCUGGUGGAGUCGAGCACUCUGAAGAAGGCGGUGGAAACGGUUUAUGCUGCAUACCUGCCCAAGAAUACACACCCCUUUCUUUAUCUAAGUUUAGAGAUUGCCCCUGAGAAUGUAGAUGUGAACGUGCAUCCAACAAAGCAUGAGGUGCACUUUCUGCACGAGGAUGGCGUCAUCGAGAGCGUUCAGAAACACGUCGAAGACAAACUGCUGGGCUCCAACUCCUCGCGUACAUAUUUCACUCAGACGUUGCUUCCCGGGCUGUCUGUGUGUAGUGGAGGUGAGGUCAAAUCGUCCAGCGCCACGUCCGAGUCCACAGAGCGAGUCUACGCCCAUCAGAUGGUGAGGACGGACUGUCGAGCUCAGAAGCUGGACGCCUUUCUCCUGCCAAAAGAGAAGCAGCUUCCCGAGCCUGAACCUGGCGGUCCAAGCGACGUGGAGCCCAAUGCCAUGGCGGGCAAGUCUGAUGGCGUAGAGAUGGAUGAUGUUGACAUGCUGGAGGCUCUGGACCAGAUGGAGGCUGAGCUGCCGAAGAAGGACAAAGACAGCAGCACCAAAGUCCAUGAUGUCCAGAGGAAACGUUCCAGGGAGGAGGAGCAGGCGAUGGAGGAGGAGGAGCAGGUGGUAGAAGUUGGAGAGGAGGAGCUGACGGCUGCAUCCACACCUAAGAGACGAGUCAUUAAACUGGGCAGCAUUAAAGAUCUGAGAGGAGAGAUCAGCCAGAACACACACAAAGGUCUUCAGGAGAUGUUGCAAAAUCACUCCUUUGUGGGCUGCAUCAACCCUCAGUGGACUCUCAUCCAGCAUCACACCAAACUCUACCUGCUGGACACCACACGACUCAGCCAGGAACUCUUCUACCAAAUCCUCAUCUACGACUUUGGCAACUUUGGUGUCCUGAGACUAUCAAGCCCAGCUCCUGUUUAUGACUUGGCCAUGUUGGCUCUGGACUUGGAGGAAAGUGGCUGGACUGAAGAGGACGGCCCCAAAGAAGGCUUGGCUCAGUAUAUUGUGGAGUUCCUGAAGAAGAAAGCAGAGAUGCUGGAGGACUACUUCUCCAUGGAGAUAGAUCAAGAGGGAAAUCUUCGAGGACUACCUUUGCUGCUUGACAAGUACACUCCGGUCAUGGAGGGCCUGCCCAUGUUUAUCCUCCGCCUGGCAACAGAGGUGAACUGGGACAACGAAAAAGAAUGCUUCCGAGACUUCAGCAAAGAGUGCAGCAAGUUCUAUUCCAUCAGGAAGCAAUACAUCCUGGAGGCGGAGCCUGGAGAGGAGCAGGACCCGGAGCUGAAUUCAUGGCGAUGGAAAGUUGAGCAUGUGGUGUGUAAGGCACUACGUACUCUCAUCAGUCCUCCCAAGAGCUACAGCGAGGACGGCACAGUGCUGCAGAUCGCCAACUUACCCGACCUUUAUAAAGUGUUUGAAAGGUGUUAAAAACUUGAAAUGAAAUACCUCAUUUAUUGAUGCUUUUGGGUCAAGUGUUUUUUCAGUGUGGUAAAGAAUGAAGAGCCGCAAGUUUAAAGUGCGUCAGCUUUGACCACAUCAUUACCAUUCCCCCCCCAAACAGACUGGAUGGAAUGUAUGCACUCACUCCUGGUGUGCCAUGCCAAGAAUAGGGUGGAAAAAUCAAGGACUGACCAAAGUCUCCACAGGAGGGGACUGAAAAAAAAUGUAAUUUCAAUCAAUGUACGCCACUGCUUUGAAAUAAAGAGGCACGGUUUUGUAAAUUA
Messenger RNA from Nerophis ophidion (straightnose pipefish), 2857 nucleotides. RefSeq names its product mutL homolog 1, colon cancer, nonpolyposis type 2 (E. coli) (gene mlh1). Gene Ontology annotation, cellular component: MutLalpha complex. Bases 330 to 2561 code for a protein of 743 amino acids. The transcript has 19 exons. Lineage: Eukaryota; Metazoa; Chordata; Actinopteri; Syngnathiformes; Syngnathidae. The record is from RefSeq and is a predicted model, not a curated record. Gene Ontology annotation, molecular function: mismatched DNA binding; ATP hydrolysis activity; ATP binding. Gene Ontology annotation, biological process: mismatch repair.